Messenger RNA from Ochlerotatus camptorhynchus, 2839 nucleotides. Its product is annotated as ATP-binding cassette sub-family G member 4. The transcript has 9 exons. Gene Ontology annotation, cellular component: membrane. Gene Ontology annotation, molecular function: ATP binding; ABC-type transporter activity; ATP hydrolysis activity. The record is from RefSeq and is a predicted model, not a curated record. The coding region runs from base 695 to 2716 and encodes 673 amino acids. Gene Ontology annotation, biological process: transmembrane transport. Lineage: Eukaryota; Metazoa; Arthropoda; Insecta; Diptera; Culicidae.
UCCAUUGCGACUCCCCAGCGGUCAGUCAGUUGUUCUUUGUCUCCGGUACGAGUUAGAUCGGUUUAUUAUUUGCUCGCAAUCGCGUCCCGCACUGCGCUCUUGCUCGACUGUAACAACACACAUUCACGGGGUGCGCAUCAUCGUCGCCGUCGCCACCGUCGUCGUCGUCGUCGUCGUCGUCAUCGCGUGUCUUUAUCGCUCAAGAAAUCAAUCGUUUGCCGUUCGUUGUCUUCUGAUAGCGCGCAAAUAUAUGUACUGAGUUUAAACUGUGUAUACAAUUGAACACUGAAUGAGAGAGCAAGGGAGAGUUGUGCUAAUCUUCGUUCAGAACUGACGGCGGAAUCCGUCUUCAUUAGUUCACUGGACGGCGGUCAGAGUGGACGGUUUUUCCUUCGGUGGUGUAAUCAGGUUUUUCCGGGCUCGCGUUGAUUCUAGGCUUCGGAAGAAAAGUGAACCGGGUGUACUUGACUGGUUUUGUGUGUAAAUUUUUUGUGCAAAAGAUGGAAUAAAGUGGCUUUGUGUGAUCAACUGGCAGUGUUUGUGUGACUCAUUUGGAAGUAUCGUGUGGGAUAUCCGCAAGGAAACUCGACUCUUGUUGACAAGGGAAAGAAAGAGUGACAUUAAAUCCAAGGUACAAAGUUCAAGAGAGAUAGAGUGUACGUGACAAAAGCGGUUGGUGAAGAGACAGACAGCUAUGGAUAUUCUACAGCAGGAGGUGCGGGGUGGUAUAGCCCUGUCUUCGCUCAGUUCGGAUCAGCAUGCGCCGAUUUACAACUCGACGACGGUUCCCUUGAACCGGAAGGAUUCAAGGCAUUUGGAUCAAGUGUUGAAUAAUACCGGGCAUGGCAAUGGCAAUCACAACAACAACAACAGCAGCCACUUCCAGUCGCACAAUGACAUCGAGGCGCACCACAUUAGGCCGUUCCAGAAUUUGCCGGCCCGCGAACCGGUGGAUAUUCAGUUCAAGGAUGUCUCGUACUGCGUCAGUAUGGGAUUUAGGAAAGGCCAAAAAGAGAUCCUCCAUACAGUCAAUGGAAGGUUUCCGGGAUCGCAGCUCAUUGCCAUCAUGGGACCAUCGGGGGCGGGAAAGUCCACCCUGUUGGAUGUGCUGUCCGGCUACAGACGGACCGGUGUCGAGGGAGCGGUUUACGUCAACGGGCGCAUUAGGAAUUUGAACAGCUUUCGGCGGAUGACCUGCUACAUAACGCAAGAUGAUCAACUGCAGACGCUGUUGACGGUGCUGGAGAACAUGCGGAUAGCUGCGGACUUGAAACUGGGUCCAGAGGUUUCCAAGCACGAGAAGGAGUCGAUUAUCGAGGACAUCCUGACGGUUUUGGGCUUGUACGAGCACCAGGACACAAUCACUAGUCGGUUAUCGGGCGGUCAGAGGAAACGACUGUCGAUCGCUCUGGAGUUGAUCAACAACCCGACGAUCAUGUUCUUGGACGAACCCACCACUGGCCUCGACAGCUUCUCCUGCAAUCAGGUGGUGGACCUUCUGAAACAGCUAGCCAAACAGGGCCGCACGAUUAUCUGUACUAUCCAUCAACCAUCGGCCAAACUGUUCCAGGAAUUCGACCAGGUUUAUGUCCUGUCCAACGGCGAGUGCAUGUACCAGGGCUGCACCACCAACCUAGUGCCGUUCCUGCAAUCGGUGGACAUGCCUUGUCCGGUGUAUCACAACCCUGCUGAUUACGCGAUCGAGCUGGCCUGCGGCGAACAUGGCCUGGAGAAGGUUCAAACCAUGGUGAUGGAAAUGGGCAACGGUGAAAGUACGGAAUGGUUCAGUGACAGGCGGAAAGUGCUCAAGUUGGAACAACUCCGGAAGAAGUAUCCACUGAAGAAAGUCAUCGAGCAGCACGAGGACAUGCAUGCCACUUCGCAAUGGCACCAGCUGGAGGUUCUCAUCAAGCGAGGGAUAAUUAAAGCGAAACGGGAUGCAACGCUGACACAUUUGCGCAUCGGAGUCAACAUCAGUAUCGCUUUAAUGCUUGGGUUUUUGUUCAUCGAUGCCGGUAACGAGGGAUCGCGAGUGCUGGACAACUACAAUUUGCUGUUCUCGAUCCUGAUGCACCACAUGAUGGCGACGAUGAUGUUAACGGUAUUAACGUUCCCCACCGAGAUGGGAGUCAUUCUGAAGGAGCAUUUCAAUCGAUGGUACUCACUGAAGAGCUACUACCUGUCUGUGAAUAUAAUUGAUCUACCUCUGUCGUUCUUCUGCUGCUUGCUGUUCACCUGUAUCAUCUACUUUAUGAGUGGUCAGCCAAUGGAGUGGUUCCGAUUUGGAAUGUUCUUCACAAUUAGUUUCCUCAUCGUGCUCAUAGCGCAGGGUAUCGGGCUGACCAUCGGCACCUGGUUCAAUGUAGUGAAUGGCACCUUCCUCGGCCCCGUGCUGUCUAUCCCGAUGAUGAUGUUCGCUGGCUUCGGUGUCACGUUGCGAGAUCUGCCGGGUUAUCUCAAGUGGGGUUCGCACAUCUCCUAUCUGCGGUACGGCUUGGAGGGAUACGUCAAUGCGAUCUACGGCGAAAACCGAGCGACGAUGGACUGCGAGCUGAAACCGUACUGCCAUUACAGGUACCCCGCAAAGUUCCUCUCUGAGAUCGCGAUGGAAGGCGAUCAGUUCUGGAAGGACGUCUACGCCCUGACCGGAACGUUGGUGCUGGUUCGCGUGCUGUGCUACUUUGCCCUCCGAUGGAAGGUCAUAGCUGUGCGAUAAGGCAAAUCAAAAGCGUGACUUCGGAAUUUGGAAAUAAUUCCCCAGUUGAAGAAAAAGACUUCAAUAGGUGUUGAUAUUCGCCAACAUUCGUGAAUGCAUUAUUGUUAGCUCGGAAAGGGUUGU